Gadus morhua (Atlantic cod) is the source of this 1046-nucleotide messenger RNA. Its product is annotated as HMG domain-containing protein 3. The record is from RefSeq and is a predicted model, not a curated record. The transcript is spliced from 4 exons. The coding region runs from base 42 to 1046 and encodes 334 amino acids. NCBI's taxonomy places the organism in Eukaryota, Metazoa, Chordata, Actinopteri, Gadiformes, Gadidae.
UGUGUAAAUGAGUCAAUCAGGCAUUUUUUCAGAGCGCAAAGAUGAAUAUUGUGAGAUUACUAACAAAACACUUCUGUUGUCUUGUAGGUGGCUUGGCUGUCAUCACUUGCCCGUGUGGCGUUGUGUACUCUGUAAAAUUCAAUCUCAGAGCAGAGAGCCCACGUGACUAUGUUGAUAUGCUGCUGUCAUGGAAACACUUCCCAAACAUUUCAGUCUAUGACUACGCGAGGGGAUUAGCAGUGCAUGCCAACAGAAGACAGCUGGACACGUUUGAACCAUUUCAGGGGAGGUUAUUGGAGCCAACUGUGGAGAACAUUAAGCAGGCAUCAGAGGGCAAGCUUAAAGUUCAUAUGCCUUGGUUGAAGAACCCCAAGGUGCCAGAAGACAAAAAUGGCCACCCACUAACUGGCUCAUCGGAGCAUUAUGCUCUUAGUGAUGUCUUCCACCAGAGCAACAGUCAAGAUCCAAGUGAUGUCCUUAGAAAGAUCGGACUCGUGCCUGAGCUUGUUGGUCAAAUAAACAGCCAGUGUGUAGAACAAUUGUUUUCAGGAAUGAGGAAAAAUAAUUAUUUCCUCAACAUGACCACACCCUCCAACCAUAUAUUUCUACAAAGAAAUAUUUUACACCAUCACAAUGUGGCGAGGAACCAGAAAACAAAGGAAGAAUUCUGCAAGAUUGUUCCUGCAAAUACUGAAAUGCAAUUGGAUAGCCAUGGCAAAAUGAUGGUCCUUCCCCCACAACCUGUACUGUGCACCAUGUCAUCAAGCCGCAGUAAUAACAGUGAGGAGCUACAAACGUCUACUGAUGACAGUGAGCUGGAUGACUUCACUAGUCUUCAGAAAAUAACGCCGAGCAGAGCAUGCUGGGGACAGGAGCUUCUGGACAUACAGACACAGCAGUUAGAGGACAUCAUCGAUAAAAACAGAAGUCCAACCGAGCACAUUGCAUAUGUGAACAACUUAGUCCUCAGUCGAUCCGAUUUUUGGAGCAUAGGUUUGGGAUCAGAAGUGAAUGGGAUGGUAACAAUACAGAACACAAUGUUUUGA